GGAAAAUGCUUCCCCUGUUCUUCAUUUCCUUUUCCUUCUCUUUUUCCUGGACUACAGGUGGUAGCUGGUUUUUAUGAAAUAUCAGUUACCCUUUCAUUUGGCCUUAUUCUUGGCCACCUCAUGCAAAUUUCAGUGCUCACAUAAAUUAGCAAUUUCUACAUGUUAUGGUUUAAAUUUUCACAGAAAUCCUGUGUCGGAAUUGGAUUCCAUUAUAAAAGAAAACAGAAGACAAAUAUUCAACAAAAAUAUCCAUUUUAGUUUGUUGUUGGGCUAUUUAAUAUAUAUUGCUGCUUCAUAUUUCCAGUCGGCUGAGGUGGACAAAAUUGAAAGCUGACUAGCUGAGACGAUGCCCCAAACGCCUGACGUGAGACAUGGACUUGGACUGGCGCCUGGUCAAAGAGCUAGCCUUGCUGCGCUUUCAGGAAGGAGUCUUGUAAGAGUUGAGUUUCGGGAGGCCGAGGCCGAGGCUCUCAGCAACUUCGUUAGGCGGAUGUGGCAGGGCGGUGAUUUUGAUAACUGCAAAUAGUACGCCAUAACUUGCAACAAGUUGGGACAUGCCAAUCGGUUAAGGCAGCCAGAUUACUAUGUACUCAUGGGCGUAAGCCAGCUUACCAAAUUAAAGUUUUCUUCGUUUCCCAGCCUCAUUCAUCUCACACUGCCGGUGUUGGACUCCAUGGUAGCAUCCCAGACGAGAUAGGUACUCUUUCUAACCUCACCUUUCUUGAUCUUUCUAGGAAUAGCCUCACUGUGCCAUCCCUUCAUCAUUAGGCCAUCUUACCAAUUUAACUUCACUCAACCUUGCUUCCAACCAACUCAAUGGAUCCAUCCCUCGAGAAAUCGGAAGUAUUAAGAAUCUUGUCUUUUUGGACCUCCAUACUAACUGAAUCAUUGGACAGAUGCCUUCCUAGCUUAAGAAUUUGAAGAGAUUAAAUUACUUCUCUCUCUGAUAAUAGACCAUCAGGCACCUUCCCCUCCUUUCUCACCCACAAUUGCAAGCGGGCAGCAGCAAUUAUUUUAUCCCACAAUGAUCAUUUGGAGAGUUAUACACCUUCCCCGUGCAAUGGAGGAGACACAAUCGCACUCCCCAUUAUCAUCUCUUUGCCCCUCACCUUGUUUUCUGUAACCUUGAUACUGGGGUUUGCUUUCCUUUGGUGGAACAAAAGACAAGUUCAAACAAUCAUCUUGGCAACUGAGGAUUUUGAUAUCAGAUAUUGCAUAGGUGUUGCCUGCCUAUGGCAGUGUUUAUAGAGCAUAAUUGCCCAGUGGAAAAGUGGUUGCUGUGAAGAAACUUCAUCAAUAAAAAACAGAGGAGCUGGCAUACUUGAGAAGUUUUAAGAAUGAGGUAUGGAUGGUAGAAGAAAUACGAACAUUGUGAAAUUAUCGUCUGCAUAAUAGAUGCAUGUUUCUCAUUUAUUUGUACGUCGAAAGGGGAAGCUUGUAUUGUAUGCUGAGCAAUGAGGUUGAGGCCGUGGAAUUGGAUUGGACUAAGAGGGUGAAUAUUGUUAAAAAAAAUUGCCCAUGCCUUAUCCUACAUGCAUCAUGAUUGUAUCCCACCAAUCUAACUCUCCUUAAUAUAUGAUUCCACUGUAUAUACCAAAAGUUAAAAAGCAUAGCAUUCUUGAACAUAAGUUAAAUAAUAGAUAAACUAUAUGCUGGACAUUCCAAGACACAAUAAAGAUUCAACAUGUGUUGAUGAUAUGCUCCACUAGCCUCCAAUUCCCUAUUAAAACAUGGAAGGGGCGACACUUUGCCACUUAAUCUCAUCCUAGAACUAGGGUACAAUUUGCCUACUAUUGCCUUUUGAACUGAUUGUUUCUUUGUUCUUAUGGUUGGGACAAUUUUGUUCUACCUUUUGUGGUUUUGGGUUGUAAGCAUAAUUCUAGAUGGAGACCAUAAUACGGAUUAGUUAGAGAUGUUUAGUCGAGAUUUUGCUUCAAUUCUAUGAUAUGAUGGUUGUUUUCAACGGUUUGCAUUGUUUUUCUCUAUCAUGGAAAAUGCUUCCUUCAAACCUCGUUUUUCCUUCUCUUUUUCUUGGACCAUAAGUAGUUGAAAUCUCAAUCACCCUUUUAUUUGGCCUUAUUCUUAGUCAUUUGAUGAAAAUUUCAGUGCUCAAACCUACCUUCAAUUUUUUCAGAACUAUUCUUGUGCAGGUGAAAACCUCAAAAAAAGAAGGCUUGGCCAUUUCCUUGAUCUACUUGAAAAAUAAAAAAAAAAUUCUCAAAACAUGUACAAUUCUAAAACUUUUCUCAAGUGUUUUAAAAUAUAAAUAUAUAUAUAUUUUCAAAUUUUCACCCUCCUUGUGAAAUUCAAGUUAUUGAAAGGAUCGAGAGUUCUUGUAUUUAUUUAUUUUUAUUUUUUAUUUAUUCUUAAGAGGAAAAUAUCAAAAAGGUAAAAAAAAAAAGAAAAAAAGAAGAAAGAAAAAGGAAAAGCAAACCUAAAAUUCAUAAUAUCUAACUGACCUAAUCAAAAGCUUGACUUGCUAUGCUUCCGGGAAGAGUCUUGGACUGAUCACUAGAGAAUUCUGAGUGUAAAACGGUUUAGAAAUUAAAGAUAGGGGAAACUUCCAGACAAUCGAGGAGAGACAUAACUCAAAUCCUUGGCUAGGUCAACAGUCCAAGGAGGCUGAAUGCCUGAAAAAGAGUUGAAUGACUUGCAGUGCUUGGGAGAAGACUCUUCCGCACCGAUGUUAUAGUAUAAAAGUACUGGGAGCUAUGAACUGAAACAUUAAUCAAAUGAAAAAAAUGGAGAGUUCGAUAUCUAGGGUGGUGGUGGGAGCAGUAGUAGCAUGGGUGGUGAUCGUUUGCAUGGGCUCUUCACAUGCUGCACCAAUUUAUUCUUCUCCUCAGUCGCAGGCUGAGGCUGAGGCUCUCCGCAGCUCCGGUUGCUGGUCCUGGGAGAGCAAUAUUUCUAAUCAUUGCCACUGGUCUGGCGUAACUUGCAAUGAGGCAGGGCAUGUCAUUAAGAUAAUGAACUUGAUGUCGUGCCACACUGCAGUGCCGAGUGGCUUCAGCAAAUGGAAGUUUUCUUCAUUUCCUAGCCUCAUUCAUCUCGACCUUAGCAUUUGUGGUCUCACUGGUAGCAUCCCUGAUCAAAUAGGUAAUCUUGCUAACCUCAUCUACCUUGAUCUCUCUUAUAAUCAACUCCACGGCAAUAUCCCGUACCAAUUAGGCGCUCUUACAAAACUUACCUAUCUUGAUCUCUCUUAUAAUGCACUCUCUGGUGUCAUUCCCUCAUCUUUGGGCUAUCUCAUUAAAUUGACUUCUCUCAACCUUGUUCGGAAUCAAAUCAAUGGUUUCAUCCCUCCAGAAAUUGGAAACCUCAAGGACCUGGUCGAGUUGAGCCUGGGUUAUAACUUACUUAGGGGAAAGAUACCUCACCAGCUCCAAAAUUUGAAGAAGUUAGAAACUUUGGAUCUCUCUUAUAAUAGAUUAUCAGGCUCCAUUCCUUCCUUUCUAGGCCAUGGCCACAAGUGGAAAUCAAUUGAUUUGUCACACAAUGGUUUGAAGGGUCAUACACCUUUGGAAUCGCAAGACCAGUCCCACCACAAGAUAGGACGAAAAAUCACAAUUGUCACCUUUGGCAUCUCUUUCUUCAUCACCUUGUUUCUUGUAGCCUUAAUCCUUGGGUUUCUUUCCCUUUGGAGGAAGAAAAGAAGAUUUCAUCCCUCAAUUCUUUUCCUUGGUCUGAAGAAAAGAAAAAUUCAAUCAGAGGCAGCAACAACUACAAAAAAUGGUGAUUUGUUCUCAAUAUGGGGCUAUGAUGGUAGGAUUGCUUAUGAAGACAUCAUUGAAGCAACAGAAGAUUUUGAUAUCAAAUAUUGCAUAGGUACUGGAGGCCAUGGCAGUGUAUACAAGGUACAGUUGCCUAGUGGAAAAGUAGUUGCCGUGAAGAAACUUCACCGGGUGGAAAGUGAGGAGCCAGCAUGCAUGAAAAACUUUCAAAAUGAGGUACAUAUGUUGACAAAAUUAAGGCAUAAGAACAUUGUGAAACUUCAUGGUUAUUGCCUACACCAGAGCUGCAUGUUUUUAAUUUGCAAUUAUUUGGAAAGAGGAAGCUUGUAUUGUAUGUUAAGUGUUGAGUUGAAUUGAUUUUUUUCCUUUGUAAUAUGUUGAAGCUAUCCUUGUAAAACAUGGGCUAAGGCUAAAUGGGCCGAGUCUUAUUGUUUUAAAUGGGUUUUAGGGUUAGGGUUUGUAAACUCUAUAAAUAGGUGGCUUGGGAAAACAUAUGUAAGUAAGAAGGUGCAUGAGCCGUCUUUCAAUAGUGAAAUAGAAUUGCUCGCUCUCUGCCCGUGGACGUAGAUCACUUUGAUCGAACCACGUAAAUCUUGUGUUUGUUCUUGUGUGAUUGUUUUCUUCCAUUAUUCCGCGAUUCUAUUGUUUGCUUGCUUAACAAGUGGUAUC
Vitis vinifera (wine grape) is the source of this 4400-nucleotide messenger RNA. RefSeq names its product probable leucine-rich repeat receptor-like protein kinase At1g35710. The transcript is spliced from 2 exons. Bases 2733 to 4088 code for a protein of 451 amino acids. Gene Ontology annotation, molecular function: ATP binding; protein kinase activity; protein binding. The record is from RefSeq and is a predicted model, not a curated record. Gene Ontology annotation, biological process: protein phosphorylation. Lineage: Eukaryota; Viridiplantae; Streptophyta; Magnoliopsida; Vitales; Vitaceae.